This is a messenger RNA of Carica papaya (papaya), 462 nucleotides long. NCBI's taxonomy places the organism in Eukaryota, Viridiplantae, Streptophyta, Magnoliopsida, Brassicales, Caricaceae. The record is from RefSeq and is a predicted model, not a curated record.
AACUAAACACAAAGCAUAAGGCCACGUCCGUCAUUUCAAUCUGGAUAUCCACCAUAAUUUGAGAUAUUCAAAAGGUGAGGAUGAGGAGAACACCGCAGUUGGAGUAUGGGCAAAGACCAGAAAUGGAGCUGGAGCUGCGCUCUAGCCGGAGCCGCAUCGGCGGCGGCUGUGGUGUCUCUAAUCAGCGCGAAGCCGAAGGACCCGACAUUCCACCUCAUCUCCAUCAGCCUCACCUCCUUGAAGCUCAACCUCCCAGUUCUCGACAUCGGGCUGGUCCUCACCGUGCACGUCACCAACCCUAACAUCACCGCCGUCAAUUACUCAUCAACCACGAUGUCCAUCUUCUACGACGGUUCGCUUCUGGGCUCGGCGGACGUGAAGGCCGGUUCGCAGCCGCCCAGGUCAUGCGAGGUGCUCCGCCUUCCCGCUCGGCUUGACAGCCUGGAGCUGAGAUGGGAAUGA